This is a messenger RNA of Somion occarium, 1771 nucleotides long. Lineage: Eukaryota; Fungi; Basidiomycota; Agaricomycetes; Polyporales; Cerrenaceae. The record is from the annotation of a GenBank genome assembly.
GGUAUUCUCUUUUUGCAAUCCGCCUGAAUUACAAUGGGGUCGAACCCGUUUAUUGGACUUUUCUUUCCGACAUGUUGUAUUGCAUCAUUUCUUCAUAGACAUCAUAGGGUAGAUUAAAGUUAGCGCCGCAGCUAUCACUUUCUCCCGUGCAAUGAUGUUCUUGUGAACUGUGGUUUAGUGUAGAACAAAGAGUCUGUGAAUCAAACCUCGAGCGAUGUCUACUCAAGUGCCGUCACCACCUUCAGGUGGAUACAUUUCCGCCGUCCGCGAGUCUGCUAGGAGAGUACGAACGAAUACAAACAUCUCGUGUAUUGCAUUCCAACUGCUACUGCAGUCACAGAAUUUCCCGCAAUCAUAGAAAUGUGUUUACGGGGGCACGCGCUCCUAUCGACGGCUGCGUCCUUAUUCUUCCUCUAACGCUACGGAAAGAAAUCAAAGCAUCCUAACUUUGUGAUUUCGUCUUCAGAUCACCUCCGAUGCGAUUAAACGGUUCCUAUUCUCGGCCUCAUUUACGAGCACCUUCGCUCGCCUUCGCACCGCUCACGGAAUGGCUCUUCCACUGAAGUUUCCCUCUGUCAUUACGGAACUCAAUCUUCUCUGUACCAUUUCCCUCCUAAACUUCGCUUCUGGAUACCGAGUGCCUCUCCAUGAAGCAACUGGACGAGGAGCAUUUGACUCCAUCCGAGCCGUUGUUUUCUCCAUGUAUAUAUCCGCGGAUAUAGAAGGUGACCUUCUCUCGGCCCAGGGAAUGCAGAGCAUCAAGGCAGGAAAGGUGGCUGAGCUGAUGAGCGUGGCUGAUAAAAUCUACCAAGAGAGGCCCCACGAGACCAUUCCUGCCGUCAUGGUCGGUGAACUCGCAGGCCCCAUUUGGGAGGUUGUCCAGUUGGUUACGAAUGUUCUCAAUGAAACGGGAAGUGUCUUGGUAAAAGGUGGUUAUCCCAAUUUAGGGGCGUUUGUACUAGAGGCGUUGAAGGAGGGUGACAAAGUGAAGGAACGUGACUCAGACGUUGACCCGGAAUGCGACGUUAUUCUUGAACGCCUUGUGAAGGCCAUACCAGCUUUCCAAGAUAUGGCAUUGGUCGAGGGAGAACCUGUCUACUGUUUCAAGAAGGCGCUUCUUACUAUGCACGCCAUCGCUCUCCGCUUUGGAUCUGCGACACCUCAUCCCUUCCCAAUCCCUCGUACUGCUCACCUUCCCAUCUUCUCCGACAACGUUAUCCCUUCUCUCCUGGUCCACCUUGGUGUGAUCGACCUGUCCACUUCAAAAUCAUCCCUUGGCUUGUCUUCGAUUUUUCCAGAAGUCAACAAGGAGAAUAUAGACGCACUUCUAGAUGCACUACCGCCACCUUCAGAGGAGUCGAAGGGCAACAGGGCGGAGACCGUUCUCAAGGAAGGUCCGAUUCUAACCGUCGAGCAAGCAUUCGCUUUACGCGCAGCGGCGAUUGACGCUUGCGAACUAAUUAUUGAGACCGCUCGGAAUCUCGGUAGCGAAGAACUUGAGGCCAACGCAAAAGGUUCUGAGUCUUUAGAAUGGCUGAAGGAGAUCACUCUUCCAGAACUUGACGCUUGGAUCUGGGCUGUGGCGAAGGACAGAUCGGACUACAGGCAGCUUGAGAGGUUCGUACUCAGAGGAACGCCUUACUUCUAACGCGCAUGGUAACUCGAAAUAAAACUCGCAUUUCGUAAUCAAGUCUUUUGUUUACACUCAGCCAUGUCUGAUGUCGUUGGUCCCCAAUGAUCCAGUUCGAUAGUGGCUAGGUGCAAACAUCUC